Pelecanus crispus (Dalmatian pelican) is the source of this 189-nucleotide messenger RNA. The record is from RefSeq and is a predicted model, not a curated record. NCBI's taxonomy places the organism in Eukaryota, Metazoa, Chordata, Aves, Pelecaniformes, Pelecanidae.
GCUGCAAAAUUUUUUAUUUUAAGAGUGCUUUCGCCCAAGGCACUAAUAUUCUACUACCUAAAGUACCACGUCAUGAAAAUGCCACAUGGUGGUGUUAUGUCAAAUCCACGGAUAUUCCCAGGGGACAGAAUUUUAGAGACAGGAGAAAUUAUUCCACCCCUGAAAGAAGAACCCGAUGAGCACCACUGA